UUGCAUGUGUACGAGAGUUGGACAUGGAGAUAUUGAGUCUACAGUCUCGCGUGUACGUAAUGUAACAUACGAUGAUUUUCCAUAUUAUCUGUAGACAUGUGGAUUUGUAUGUUAUGAAAAAAAAACUUAUUUUAGUCUUGGUGUUCGUUUCAACAAAACAUCUUUUUGGAUUUUCGAAAUAUCAUAUAGGAUACGCACCUCCAACUAUUGUCAUUGACAAAUAAAGAUAGAAGAGGUUGGUUUUUUUUUUUUUGAACAAAAAGGUUGGUUUUUUUUUUUUCUUUUUUGAAACACAAACAAAAAGGUUGGUUACUUAAAGGUAUUAUUAUCUUAGAGUUUGAAGCUUAAUUCCAUUCUUUAAAGAAAACAAAUCGACCAGCCCUAUUUAACAUCACAAUUUGUAUGACAUUUUGUAACACCAAUAUUCUAAAUAUAUGUAAGGAAACAUAUCAUAAUUAUUUGUCUACAUAUUCAUUUAAGUGCUUAAAACCUUUAAAAACAAAACAGAAAAAAUCUUCACAUCCCAUCUAAACCUUUGUAACCAAAAUUAACUUAGAACCUCACAUUAAAUGUUUGAAGAAAAUGGAAUAAAUGAUGAAAACAAAGAAGGGAAUAUGAAGAAGAUGUGAUCGGUCUGGCCUCAUGGGCGAUGAACAAUGGCAAGGACAGCUUUUGGGAGCACUGAGAAUAAUGUUUUGAGGAUAAAGUAAAAAAAAAAACAAAAGAAAAACUACUAUGCUGUUCACAAUUGAAGCUAUAAAAAUAAAACUAGUCCAAUUUAUUUCCAUUUUUCAAAAAUAAAAUAAACUAUUGCAGUACUAGCAUUUUCUGAAUAGUCUAUAAAUAAGGAAUGAAACCAACUCAACACCAACAAGAUAUAACAAACACCAAGAGGAAACAAAACAUAUAGAAAAAAAAAAAAGAGAUCUUCACACAAAGUUUCCUCUGUUUUUUUAUGAAACAUAACAUCAAGAACUGGUCUUCGUUAACCAUGACUAUUGUUCUUCUUCCUCUGUUUCUUCUCUUGUUGGCAAAACUCUCUGCUUCUAACUUCUUUGGAGUGAUCUAAGUCCCAUAGUUUUUUGUCUUGUUUUGUCCUCUAAUCAAGAAAAUCAUCUGAAUGGAUUCAAUUCAGUUUCAACACUUUAAGAUGGAGAAACCUAGAGGAAUCUUUAACUUACCAGCUUUCACCAACUUAUUCAGACUGAUCGAACUGAUUCUUCUUACAAUCUUGAUCUCCAAACUCUCUUUCCCUUCAGUGAAACUCUCCGGUGACAUUUUCAGGGAAGCAGCAGUGUUUCUCGUUAGCCCGAGAUUCGUUUUCUUCGUCGGAAACGCUAUUGUAAUUACUCUUUUUGCGAAGUCCAGACGACACAGCUCCGCUCACGAGACAACAGAAGCGGAGAGCAACGAUCUUUACCUAGAACUUCUUUACAAGAAUGAGAAGAAGACAUCUGAAGUUCAUGAGACCAAAACAGAACAGUCUAAGAAGCUGAGUGGAGUGAAAAGGGUUAGUUUCGAGAGAAGCCAAUCGCAGAAAGCGCUUGAGGCGGUUCACCCGCAUGUUGGGAACAUCAUGAGGAGGUAUGACUCGGAGAAGCAUUUGAAGGUUUGUGACUCGGACAAGAAGGUAGUGGUGAGAGCUAAGAAACCAGAAGAUGCAAUGAGCAAUGAACAGUUUAGGACAAAGAUUGAAGCGUUCAUCGCGAGACAGAAGAGGAUUCAAAAGGAUGAACAACACUUGACAUUCUAGAUUCUCUUUGUUAUUGAAAGUGUGUUUGUGUUUUUUUAUCAAUGUAUAUAACUCGUGUAAGCCUUAAGGUUGCUUAACUAUACAUUAAAGAAUGGUAUUGGAUGUUAAAUUUGAUUUCUAAUCGUAAUUUAAAUACGUGAUGUCCUA
Messenger RNA from Brassica rapa (field mustard), 1900 nucleotides. RefSeq lists its product as uncharacterized. Lineage: Eukaryota; Viridiplantae; Streptophyta; Magnoliopsida; Brassicales; Brassicaceae. The record is from RefSeq and is a predicted model, not a curated record.